CUUAUUUACUUCUUUGCGACGACCCCUCCAUCCGCCACUUUACCACGCGAACAGUAUAUUGAGAAGCAGCCAAUUAAAGUUUAUUUUAUUCGAGGAAUCAUGCCGCCGAAGCGAAAAGCCGUCUCCAACAUAUCAGGACUGGUAGACUCCGAUAGCGACAACGCCGUCGCGUCGCAACCAGAGACCGUCGAAGAGCGUCCUGCGAAGAAAGCAAGAGGCCGGCCAAAAUCGUCAGGAGCUAAGAUUGAGGAACAGAGCGCAGCUACCAGGCAUCGUCGCUCCUCAUCCGCCGGAAUUGGCAAGCCCGACGCCGUUGCAAAGAAGACCUCAGGCCGCGGCCGACCGCGUGGCGCCACAAUUGAGCAAGAGGAAGCUGUGGAACCUGCAGCCCAGCAAAGUCAAUUUCUUGCAGAUGUAUUAUCGGAUGCCGUUGAUCAGCCGGCCGACGCAUCUGAAGCGCGACCAGGAAGGGCGAAAAGAGGUCGAGGUCGGAAGACAGGGAGUAUGGCGAAACAGGUCACGGAAGACGGGGAAUUCGAGUAUACACCAACAGGAUCCCGACAAUUGAAGACUAUUUCAUCUUCAAAUAUUCAAAAACGUGUUGGGCUAUCUGUUCUUGAACAAAUAGCAGAAAUCAUUCCAGACAGCCAGGCUCCUGCGGCCGCAGAGGACCAAGAGCUGCUCGAUGGGGAAGUCCUCGAGACAACCAUGACCACAAUAUCCCCAGCGAAAAAUCUAACCAAUGGCCAACAAGAUCGCGGUCGAAAACGUCCAACGGUGACGUUUGCAGAUACGGAGAAGACCUCAUCAGAUCCUGAUUUGAGGCGAAGAUUAGGCGAUAUGACAAAGAAAUAUGAGACGUUAGAAUCAAAGUAUCGUACUCUGCGAGACAUCGGCGUUGUAGAAGCCAACAGCAACGUGGAAAAGAUUAAGAAGCAAUGUGAAACUGUCACAAACGCCUCGAAUAAACUUAUAGCAUCAUUAAAGGAAGAGCUCGCUGCCCAAAAAGCUCUCGGCAAGGAAUCUAGCGAUCUUCACAAGCAACUGCGUGAUCGUGAAAAAGAAUCAAAUAAACUUCAAUCCCAAGUCCAUGAUCUUUCCGCGCAGCUUUCAACAGCGCAGACGGAAAUCAAAACAUUGCAGACUAGGCUCGCUGCGGCCCGGAACAAUGUUGCCAGUGCUAAAACACUGAACGUCGAAGCGCCUGGAAGUGCAGUUAAAAACACCUCUGUUCGCCGUGCCGCGGGAGCUACUAAUACCGAGGCACUGCAGGUUGCGCAACUAGCACAACUCAAGGAGGACCUAUACGGUGAUUUGACCGGGCUUAUCAUUCGAAGUGUCAAAGAGAACGAAGCAGAUCAUAUGUAUGACUGUAUUCAAACAGGUGUCAACGGAACUCUUCAAUUCAAACUUGCUGUUGCUCAUGAGAGGGGAAACAAAACCACAGCCAGCCUCGACACAGCCGAGUUCCAAUACAUGCCACAAUUAGACCCUACUCGUGACGCAGCCCUAAUCAGCCUACUACCCGAAUAUCUCACAGUUGAUAUCACAUUCUCACGACAAAACGCCUCGAAAUUCUACACGAGAGUAAUGGACUCGUUGACAAAACGUCGAAUUGAUCCUGAAGAAUAAUACCAUUGAUCGAGAUAUCCGUGCUUGGCGUUUUGCUUUGGGCGUGCGAGCCCCUUUAUAUAUUCUUUCAACUAUUUUUCUCUUUAUACGGUUGGAUAUUGAUUUGGGUUUUGAAUGGUAUUCAUUUGGAUACUGGACAGCGGUUUCAUAAUAGGCGUUCACAUUAAUUGAUGUAUACAUGUAUAUAUCAUUUGACGUAUAUAUGCAUGCACACACACGUCACUAUUCGUUAAUCUCUUUUUAUAAGAUACAUCAAUUGAUAUGUAUGAGGUUACAUUCCUCAGUUUCUUAACUAGGCGUCCAUAAAGCACCCUUAGCAGCAUCUACAACUUAGGCCGGCAUCGAUGCGGUGGAUUCAACCAAUUGAUGAC
Molecule: messenger RNA, 2003 nt
Organism: Talaromyces proteolyticus
Lineage: Eukaryota; Fungi; Ascomycota; Eurotiomycetes; Eurotiales; Trichocomaceae
Product: putative chromosome segregation protein
Exons: 3
Coding region: 100-1632 (510 amino acids)
Biological process (GO): meiotic sister chromatid segregation; attachment of mitotic spindle microtubules to kinetochore; homologous chromosome segregation
Cellular component (GO): monopolin complex; nucleolus; mitotic spindle
Molecular function (GO): protein binding; microtubule site clamp
Source: RefSeq, a predicted model, not a curated record